AGUCUCCAACUGCACGAACCAGCCCACUCCCCACCCCCGCUUCCCAAAAAGAAGAACGAACCAGAAAUCGAAGCUAAUAAAUCCCUCGUCUCUCGCCUCGUUUCCGCCGCCGGAUUUGCUCUCGGGUUCGUCGCCAUCCGAUCGUCUGCUGCUCCCAUGGAGUCCUCCGUCUCCGCUCUGCGAUCCUCCCUCCACAGCAAUUUCGCGGGGGCUCUACCUCGCGUGGAGCCGCUACCUCAUAAGCCUGGAGUGGUUCCGGUGCAAUCGUAUUCGCCCCCGUCGAAGAAAUUGUACGUCCAUGGUUUUGCGGCGCGUGGGAUCGCUCCCUCGAGGACGAGGAAUGCAGCUGUUGUAUCCUGUCUGAAGACUUCGGAAGCUACCGGCGUGGCCAAGUCCAGUGAAGGCAACACUCGAGACUCCAAGGACAAGACUACUUUGCCAAGGGCAACUUUUCCUAGUGCUUUUGAGGAAUUGCUGCUGGAGGUUUGUGAUGAGACACAGAUUGCUGAACUAAAACUAAAGAUUGGAGAUAUUGAAAUGCAAGUGAAGCGGAAUUUAGGGGCCACAAAAGAAGCUUUCGCUUCCAUUCCUUCGCCCACAACACCACCGCCUACACUUUUGGCAGGGGUGUUGGGUAGUGUAAUAAAAGAAAGCAUUCUUGCUUUCAGAUAUCAUCUGUACUGUAAUCCUGAAUAAAAUCUUUGCAUUGCUCGAAAUUAUGGCAACAGUAAUUGCAGAAGUGUAGUUGCGUGAAUCUUAAUAAUAUCCGUUAAUUCAGAGGACAGCCUUUCACGUUUGGUCAAUAAGUCCGUGACUUAACUUUGUACUCCGUCUUAGAUUGGAGAUAUUGAAAUGCAAGUGAAGCGG
Messenger RNA from Eucalyptus grandis, 867 nucleotides. RefSeq lists its product as uncharacterized. The record is from RefSeq and is a predicted model, not a curated record. The transcript is spliced from 5 exons. The coding region runs from base 157 to 696 and encodes 179 amino acids. NCBI's taxonomy places the organism in Eukaryota, Viridiplantae, Streptophyta, Magnoliopsida, Myrtales, Myrtaceae.